This is a messenger RNA of Acomys russatus (golden spiny mouse), 1542 nucleotides long. RefSeq names its product abhydrolase domain containing 15 (gene Abhd15). Gene Ontology annotation, molecular function: monoacylglycerol lipase activity; short-chain carboxylesterase activity. NCBI's taxonomy places the organism in Eukaryota, Metazoa, Chordata, Mammalia, Rodentia, Muridae. The transcript has 2 exons. The coding region runs from base 82 to 1464 and encodes 460 amino acids. The record is from RefSeq and is a predicted model, not a curated record.
GGCAGAGCGGGGAGCCCAGUGAGGGGACAGCUCUGCUCCCCGCAGCCCAGUGCCUCCCGCCGGGGACUGUCUUGCCAGGCCAUGCCUCCGUGGGCCGCCGUCCUCGCGCUGCUGCUGGCGGCGUUCGCCCUUCUCCUCCUCCUGCGCCCCUGGAAGCGCGCCGUCGGAGCGCGAACCUCCGUUCGGGACCACGAGGAGCCGGAGGUGGUGAGCAGAGGCCCCGCGGAUCAGUUCAGCGACCGGCGGGAACCGUUACCCGGGGGCUGCAGCCUCAUUUGCAAGCCGUCUGCAUUGGCCCAGUGCCUGCUGCGCGUCCUGCGACGCUCGGCGGCGCUGGAACCGGGGCCGCGCUCCUGGCUGUCGGGGCCCCACCUGCAGACCUUCUGCCAUUUCAUCCUGCCGGUCGGGCCCGGGCCCGAGCUAGCCCGUGAGUACCUGCAGCUGGCAGAUGAUGGACUGGUAGCCCUGGAUUGGGUCAUAGGACCUUGUGCCAGGGGCCGCCGGGUCACCAACACUGGGAGCCUUCCUCCUGUGCUGCUGGUAAUCCCCAAUGCGUGGGGACGCCUCACUCGCAAUGUACUGGGACUCUGUCUUCUCGCCGUGGAACGCGGCUACUACCCAGUCAUCUUCCACCGCCGCGGCCACCACGGCUGUCCGCUAGUCAGUCCCCGACUACAGUCUUUUGGGGACCCAUCCGACCUCAAGGAGGCGGUGACUUACAUACGCUUCCGACACCCAGCGGCGCCCCUGUUCGCGGUGAGCGAGGGCUCGGGGUCCGCGUUGUUACUGUCCUACUUGGGGGAGUGUGGCUCCUCCAGUUACGUGACCGGCGCUGCCUGCAUCUCGCCGGUUCUACGCUGUCGUGAGUGGUUCGAGGCUGGCUUGCCUUGGCUCUAUGAGCGUGGGUUCUUGCUACACCAGAAAAUCGCUCUCAGCAGGUAUGCCUCGGCGCUGGAGGACACAGUUGACACCAACAAGCUGUUCAGGAGCAGCUCCCUGCGAGAGUUUGAGGAGACCCUGUUCUGCCACACUAAGAGUUUCCCCAUCAGCUGGGACACAUACUGGGACCUCAAUGACCCUCUGCGGGACGUGGACGAGGCCGCCGUGCCCGUGCUGUGUAUCUACAGUGCAGAUGACCCGGUGUGUGGACCCCCCGAGCGCACUCUGCCUGCAGAGUUGUUCCACGGCAACCCGUAUUUCUUCCUGCUGCUUAGUAGCCAGGGAGGUCACUGCGGCUUCCUGCGCCCUGAGCCCUCACCAGCAUGGAGCCACGAGGUCAUCUUGGAGUCCUUCAGGGCCCUGACGGAAUUCUUCCGGAUGGAAGAGAGGAUGAAAGGGCUGAGCAGGCGCAGGACUUCGUUUUUAGGGGGAAGGCGUCGCUGGGGAGGCCUGCAGAAGCGAGAGGUCUCCCCCUCUUCCAGUGUGGAAGAGAUCUUCAACUGGAAGCGAUCUUACACCAGGUGAGGCUUGCGGCUGGGGAAGGCCCCUGGACCGAUGAGAAAGACGCCAGGGAAGUACAGCAACAAAAGGCGUUGCGUGGGG